UGCCCAGCCCCUGUAGGAGGAUCAGAAGAAGUUCAAGGUCAUCCUCAGCGGUGUAGCAAGUUGGAGGUCAGCUUGAGUUUCCCUAGUUGCUGUGUAGCACUUGGAUGGAGUCCAGGGGCUCAUGGGUGCUAGGCAGGCCCUUCUCCACUGAGACAGGAGAGGAGCUUCUCUUAGAUCAACAGCAGCUGUGUGUCUUCUUUGGCUGGCAGUGAGUUUGCACUUCGAGGAUGUUAAUGCUCGGGUGGCUGCUACGCUGGUCUAGACUGUCUCCUUCACUGAUGGCCUCUACUAUCCUGUCCCCCACCAUAACCUAACAGGCCAGGCAGAGGUGCUUUGUAGAACACCUGUGGAACAUGGGCCCCAGGGUUGUCAAGGGAACAGGCUGCAUGGCAUGCAUAUUUGCAACCCAUCCUCCAGCUGCUCUUGUGGCCCUGCUGAGAGACCGAGGGUCACUGUGUGUGCAGGCAUUCUUCAUCCCCGAUGGCUCUAGUUGCAGUAGGCACCCAGUUCCAACUGCAUCCGUGCUCGGUACUGUGGUGAUCUUUGCUUUUGUGGGAGUUUCAGGUCAUGGGGAGAGACUGAGAGUGAGCUAGUAAAGAACACGCAAAGCCAGGAAUUGCAGAUUGUGGUUAUCCGGGAAAACACAGCGAGGGGCUGGGAAGGUGGGGUUUACGCAGCAUGACGCGGCAGGAGAUCUUUGUGUUGGAGCUGAAGCCUGCAUGAUGCAGUGAGCAAUCCACCCAAAAGGCAAAGAAAGAACAGAAAACUCAGUGCAUGUGCAAAGGUCCUGAUGUAGAAUCAGCCUGACAUGACUGAAGAGCAGGGUCUGUAUGGCUGUAGUUACUUAAGAGGAGGCCAGACUGCUGUGAAGGAUGACCUCAGCCUCUGGUUGGGUCAGGACUUAGCACUCAUUUUGGGGACCCCUUUGUGUUCCCCAGGACAGUUUGUUUCUGUGUCCCCUCACAGGCAGUAGGUGAAAGAAGGGCUUUCUGGUUCUGUUUGUUCUGCAGUGGACUCCAGGCCGUUUUGCUUUACCUCCUGAGUGCUGGAACACACUGAGCACCGCCACGCCCAGCGUGGCCCCCAGUUUUGCUCACCUUCAUCACUGUUAAUGCUGCCACUCAUGUCCCCAAACUGGAGAUGCUGAGCUGUGGAUUCCUGAGGCCAGGGUGGUUCUGUAGGCCAUGGGAUUGUUGCCAGAGCCCAGAUAAUACUAGAGGACCCCACAGGCCACAGCAGGCCCCCAAGGAGCAGCCCAGUCCCCUUACCUCCUUCAGUCUUAGUGGUGCUGAUGACUGGAAGCCCCACCCGAGUGAGGUGUGGAGGCUGGCUUAGAUAAGGAUGCUUACCACCCACACACUGGGGCUCUGGCCAGGAAAGCGGCAGGUGCAGGUCACACCCACUCUACCAGACCGCCGGAUCCUUCUUGAGAAAGCCUGGUGUCUUGAGGGUGGAUACCUUGCCAAGGCAGAAGAGGCUGUCAGUGUCUUCCUUACUUAGCCACAUUGUGCAGAGCUGUGUGUGCUGAUCUGGAUUCAUGAGAAAAGAGCCAAAGGGUUGAGGGUGCUGCUGUGCCCUCUUGAGCCUGGUUUGUCUGCAGUGUGUGGCACUGACUGUUGCUGUCUUUCCCCGAGGUCCUCUGUGAGCUGCUGAGCUGUGUGCUUCUUCUCGAAGCUGGCUGCGCCCCCUCUAAGAGCAUGCGCUGGUCCAUGGGCACCAGGCCAGUUCUUCAUGUGAUGUGCCAGCCUCCAGUCCCAGAGCCAUGGGGGAGAUGAGGUAGCCCUUGGGUUUGAUUUGGGGAAGCCCAGUUCAAUGGAUACGAAGUACAAGGAUGACUUAUUCCGGAAGUACGUGCAGUUCCAUGAGGGCAAAGUGGACACCACCCCCAGCAACCAGCAGCCUGGCAGCGAUGAGUACCUGCGUGUGGCAGCUGCCACCCUGCUCAGCCUCCACAAGGUGGACCCUUUAUAUCGAUUUCGGCUGAUCCAGUUUUAUGAGGUGGUGGAGAGCUCCCUCCGCUCGCUGAGCAGCUCCAGCCUGAGCGCUCUGCACUGCGCCUUCAGCAUGCUGGAGACAGUGGCCAUCAACCUCUUCCUGUUCCCCUGGAAGAAGGAGUUCCGCAGCAUCAAGACCUACACGGGCCCUUUUGUUUACUAUGUCAAGUCCACGUUGCUGGAGAAGGACAUCCGAGCCAUUCUAAGGUUCAUGGGCUACGAGCCUGAGUUGGGGACUGUGUACAAACUCAAAGAGCUUGUGGAGUCCCUCCAGGUGAAGAUGGUCUCCUUUGAGCUCUUCCUGGCCAAGGUCGAGUGUGAGCAGAUGCUGGGGAUCCACUCUCAGGUGAGGGACAAGGGCUACUCAGAGCUGGACGUGGUGGCUGAGCGCAAGAGCAGCACGGAGGAUGCACGCGGGUGCUCAGAUGCCCUGCGGAGGCGGGCUGAGAGUCGGGAGCACCUGACCACUUCCAUGGCUCGUGUGGCACUCCAGAAGUCAGCCAGUGAGCGAGCAGCCAAGGACUACUACAAGCCCCGAGUGACCAAACCCUCCAGGUCGGUGGAUGCAUACGACAGCUACUGGGAGAGCAGGAAGCCCCCCUCAAAGGCCUCACUGAGUCUGCGCAAGGAGCCCUUGGCCAUGGAUGUAGGGGAAGACUUGAAGGAUGAGAUCAUCCGCCCAUCCCCCUCAUUGCUGGCCAUGUCCAGCUCCCCCCAUGGUAGCCCUGAUGACCUUCCCUCCAUCUCCUCCAUCAAUGGCCUUGGCCUUCUUCGUAGUACCUACUUUUCCACUCAGGAUGAUGUGGACCUGUAUACGGAUUCAGAACCCAGGGCUACCUACCGAAGGCAGGAUGCUCUGCGGCCCGAUGUAUGGCUGGUCAAAAAUGAUACCCACCCCAUCUACCACAAGCGUUCACCCCCCACCAAAGAGUCUGCCCUCUCCAAGUGCCAAAACUGCGGCCUGUCCUGCAGCUCCUCCCUCUGCCAGCGCUGUGACAGUGUGCUGGUCUGUCCUUCGGCCUCCAAGCCCAGCGCUUUCCCUAGCAAGGCUUCUAUACACGACAGCUUGGCCCACGGGGCACCUAUGCGGGAGAAGUAUGUGGGUCAGACUCAGGGCCUUGACCGGCUGGCACCUGUCCACUCAAAGCCCAAGCCCUCUACCACAGCCACCUCCCGCUGUGGCUUCUGUAACCGUGCUGGUGCCACCAACACGUGCACCCAGUGUUCAAAAGUUUCCUGUGACACCUGCCUUGGCGCCUACCACUAUGACCCGUGCUGCAGAAAGAGUGAGCUGCACAAGUUCAUGCCCAACAAUCAGCUGAAUUACAAAUCCACCCAGUUCUCCCAUCUCGUGUACAGAUAGGCCCCAACCCCCAUCCUCCGCUACAAGGGCUACAUACCACUGACCUGGCUUGGUCCCAUCAAGAGGUAACAGAGCUGGUACCAGAAGGAAGCAGAGACUCGAGCUUGACCGUGGAAGCACCAGGGUUACUGCUCUGUCACAGGGCUCGCUUAGCAGGUCACAUGCCACCCUGCGGCUGCUGUGUGGUCCGAAGGACAGGAUGGCACUUCCAUGCAGUCACUUCGUUGCCCUCUUCACUCCCUGCUCAGCUGGUUUGGGUUUGGGCUCUGGUUCUGGUUCCUUUGAAAUAAGGUGUCUGUCUCUGGAACUCUUGCCACACCUGCCCCACCCACUGCAAAGCCAGCUAGGACUGGGAAGGAGCCUUCGGGGUCACCUUCAAAUCCCCACCAGGAGUGGCGAGCUAGAGGCCUGCUGGCUUGUGAAAUGAGCCCUCCUGCCACACCGGGCCUCUCUGGUGGCUCACCUCUUUUCCUGCUCUCUUGAUACAAGGAUCCCUAGGCAGAUGUCCCCACCCCUUGUCUGCCCCCUGACUGGUAUUUAUGGGGAGCCAAGUUCAGUAUUAGUCGAAUACCAUCUUGCCAGCUCCACUCAAUCAGCCCACAAUGUUGGCAAGCUCUGCUUGGCAGUUGGAAAGUGGACUCCAUAGAAGGACUGAUGUCCCCUCCUUUUUGCAUAACCCCCUCUUAUUGUACAUACAGAAUUUGAGGUUUAUUUUUUAAUGAGUGUUCAACUUGCUGUGUGUUUCAACAUGGUGAAAGAAAUUAAUGAUAUGGUAUUUAUUAAGGUGCCCUGGGUUCUUUAGUCUUCCAAGGGGGGCUGCAUGUCCUUUCCCGGUGUUUCUUCCACUGCUAGGGUGGAGCUGGGAGCCUCGGGGGUAAGGGACUGAUAAAGCCCAUGUUCCUUCCCAUGGUGGUAGAGAGCUACUGUCUUCCCUACAGUAAAUAUCAUACACCUACCUCCAGUGUGCACACGGGNG
Mus pahari (shrew mouse) is the source of this 4333-nucleotide messenger RNA. It is a transcript of the gene Spata2, whose product is annotated as spermatogenesis associated 2. Gene Ontology annotation, cellular component: cytoplasm. Lineage: Eukaryota; Metazoa; Chordata; Mammalia; Rodentia; Muridae. The record is from RefSeq and is a predicted model, not a curated record. Bases 1813 to 3357 code for a protein of 514 amino acids. The transcript is spliced from 3 exons. Gene Ontology annotation, biological process: regulation of tumor necrosis factor-mediated signaling pathway; protein K63-linked deubiquitination; regulation of necroptotic process.